Molecule: messenger RNA, 2497 nt
Organism: Vidua macroura (Pin-tailed whydah)
Lineage: Eukaryota; Metazoa; Chordata; Aves; Passeriformes; Viduidae
Gene: ADAM11
Product: ADAM metallopeptidase domain 11
Exons: 26
Coding region: 89-2398 (769 amino acids)
Biological process (GO): proteolysis
Molecular function (GO): metalloendopeptidase activity
Source: RefSeq, a predicted model, not a curated record
CCGGCCCGGGGCGGGGGGGCCGGACGGGACGGUGACGGUCCCCGGCGCGGCGGGCCCGGCGCGGCCGCUGGCGGAGCAUGAGGGAGCCAUGAGCCCGCUGCGGGGGUGGCUGCUGGCCGCGCUGCUCUCGCUCGCCCCGCGGGCAGGUCCUGCCACCCAGGCUGGAGCGCUGCCGCGGAGGCUCCCACGGGCCGCAUGGCAGGAAGGGCGGGUGCUCUCCCAAAUCACCCACCCCAGCAGGCUGGUGGGGCAGAGCUCGGGUGGAGAAGUCCCAAAGCAUCAGUUGGACACCAGGGUCAGGCAUGAGCCCGGAGGAGGAGGAGGAGGAGGCGGAGGACCCGGGCUGCACCUGGCACAGGUGAGCUUCAUGGUGCGUGCCUUCGGCUCAGCCUUCACCCUCGAUCUCCGGCUGAACCACCACCUCCUCGCCUCCCACUACGUGGAGCGGCACGUCGGCGCGGGCAGCAACGGCAGCCACAGCACGGGCGCGGGGGAGCACUGCUACUACCAGGGCCGGAUCCGGGGGCAGCCCCGCUCCUUCGCCGCUCUCUCCAGCUGCCAGGGCCUGCGCGGGGUCUUUUCGGACGGCCGAGCCACGUACCUGAUUGAGCCCCAGGCGGGCGCCGAGCACGGGCAGGGUCUUCGACCACACAUCGUGCAGCGCAUCCCCAGCUGCCCCCGACUGGGCUGCCUCUUCCCUGCGCUGAGCCAGCGUGUCCCGGCUGGGAUUCCAAAGCUGCGGCGGCGGCGGCAGGUCCGCCGAGCCCAGCACACGGUGCACAGCGAGACCAAGUACAUCGAGCUGGCCGUGGUGAACGACCAUCAGCUGUUCCUGCAGCUCCGCAAGUCCGUAGUUCUCACCAGCAACUUCGCCAAGUCCGUGGUCAACCUGGCUGACAUGAUCUACAAGGAGCAGCUCAACACUCGCAUCGUGCUGGUGGCCAUGGAGACGUGGGCGGCCGAGGACCGGAUCCGGAUGGGCCAAGACUCCCUGGAGAUCCUGAACGAGUUUGUGAAGUACCGGCGCGAGGGGCUGGCAGAGCACAGUGACACCGUCCACCUCUUCUCGGGUCGGACGUUUCAGAGCAGCCGCAGCGGCACCGCCUUUGUCGGGGGCAUCUGCUCCCCUGCCCGCGCCGGCGGCGUCAACGAGUACGGCAACGUGGCGGCCAUGGCGGUGACACUGGCACAGACACUGGGGCAGAACGUGGGCAUGAUGUGGAACAAGCACCGCACGGCCGCAGGGGACUGCCGCUGUCCGGACGCGUGGCUGGGCUGCAUCAUGGAGGACACGGGGUACUACCUCCCACGGAAGUUCUCCCGCUGCAGCAUCGAUGAGUACAACCAGUUCCUGCAGGACGGCGGCGGCAGCUGCCUCUUCAACAAACCCCUGAAGCUCCUGGACCCCCCGGAGUGCGGCAACGGCUUCGUGGAGGCGGGCGAGGAGUGCGACUGCGGCUCGCUGGCGGAGUGUGCGAGGAGCGGGGGAAACUGCUGCAAGAAAUGCACCCUGACCCACGACGCCAUGUGCAGCGAUGGGCUCUGCUGCAAGGGCUGCAAGUACGAGCCACGUGGAGUGUCCUGCCGAGAGGCUGUGAAUGAGUGUGACAUCCCUGAGACCUGCACCGGGGACUCCAGCCAGUGUCCCCCCAACCUCCACAAGCUGGAUGGAUACUUCUGUGAGAACGAGCAGGGACGGUGCUACGGCGGGCGCUGCAAAACUCGGGACCGUCAGUGCAACGCGCUGUGGGGCCGCAGCUCGGCCGAGCGCUUCUGCUACGAGAAGCUGAACGUGGAGGGGACGGAGCGGGGGAACUGCGGGCGCGAGGGCCUGGGCUGGCUGCAGUGCAACAAGCAGGACGUCCUCUGCGGCUUCCUCCUCUGCGCCAACAUCUCGGGGUCGCCGCGGCUGGGGGAGCUCAGCGGGGAGAUCGCCACCACCACCUUCUACCACCAGAACCGCUACGUGGACUGCAGGGGCGGCCACGUGCAGCUGGUGGAUGGCUCGGACCUGAGCUACGUGGAGGACGGGACGCCCUGCGGGCCCGGAAUGCUCUGUCUCGACCGCAAAUGCCUUCCAGCCACCGCCUUUAACUUCAGCUCCUGCCCCGGCAGCUGGGACGGGAAGAUCUGCUUCGACCACGGGGUUUGCAGCAACGAGGGGAAGUGCAUCUGCCGGGCGGAGUGGACGGGGAAGGACUGCAGCGUCUACGACCCCAUCCCUGAGCCGAAGCCGACGGGGGAGACGGAGCGAUACAAGGGUCCCAGUGGCACCAAUAUCAUUAUCGGCUCCAUCGCGGGGGCCGUGCUGGUGGCUGCCAUCGUCCUAGGGGGGACAGGCUGGGGAUUUAAGAACAUCCGCCGAGGAAGGUACGACCCGGCGCAGCAGGGAGUGUAACCGUGUCCCCCCCAUCGUCUCGUCACCGUCCCUGUCACCGUCACCGUCCGGCAGCCUGACGGCGUGGGAGCCCCCGGGCCCGUCUGUCCGUGUGCUGUG